Dipodomys ordii (Ord's kangaroo rat) is the source of this 1208-nucleotide messenger RNA. Its product is annotated as growth hormone-inducible transmembrane protein-like. NCBI's taxonomy places the organism in Eukaryota, Metazoa, Chordata, Mammalia, Rodentia, Heteromyidae. The record is from RefSeq and is a predicted model, not a curated record. Gene Ontology annotation, cellular component: mitochondrial inner membrane.
GACCGGGCGGAGGGCCGAGAAGGUGCGGCGUCCGCGUUUUCGCAGGCCCGAAAGGGGAACUGCGUGGUGGAGGUCACCGGGAACUGAGCAUUUCAGAUCUGCUUAGUAAACCUGGUUCAUCAUCAUGCUGGCUGCAAGGCUUGUGUGUCUCUGGACACUACCUUCCAAGGUUUUCCACCCAGCUAUCACCAAGGCCUCCCCCGUUGUGAAGAAUUCCAUCACAAAGAAUCAAUGGCUCUUAACACCCAGCAGGGAAUAUGCCACCAAGACAAGAAUUGGGAUGCGCCGAGGGAAAACCACCCAAGAGCUCAAAGAAGCGGCAUUCGAGCCAUCAAUGGAAAAAGUAUAUAAAAUUGACCAGAUGGGAAGGUGGUUCGUUGCUGGAGGGGCUGCUGUUGGUCUUGGCACACUGUGUUACUAUGGCUUGGGAAUGUCUAAUGAGAUUGGAGCUAUUGAAAAGGCUGUAAUCUGGCCUCAGUAUGUGAAGGAUAGAAUACAUUCUACCUAUAUGUACUUAGCAGGAAGUAUUGGUGUAACAGCUUUGUCUGCUUUGGCAAUAGCCAAAUCUCCUGUUCUCAUGAAUUUCAUGCUAAGAGGCUCUUGGGUGACAGUUGGUGCAACCCUUGUAGCUAUGAUUGGAGCUGGAAUGCUAGUACAGUCCAUAUCGUAUCACCAGAACAAGGGCCCGAAGCAUCUUGCUUGGUUGCUACAUUCUGGUGUGAUGGGUGCCGUGGUGGCUCCUCUGACAAUACUGGGGGGACCCCUUCUCAUAAGAGCUGCAUGGUACACCGCCGGCAUCGUAGGAGGCCUCUCCACUGUGGCCAUGUGUGCUCCCAGUGAGAAGUUUUUGAACAUGGGUGCACCACUGGGAGUGGGCCUGGGUCUUGUGUUUGUGGCUUCACUGGGGUCCAUGUUUCUAGCACCGAACACUGUGGCUGGUGCCACUCUGUACUCAGUGGCAAUGUAUGGUGGAUUAGUUCUUUUCAGUAUGUUCCUUCUAUAUGACACUCAGAAAGUAGUCAAACAUGCAGAGGGAACACCAUUGUAUGGACAGAACAGAUAUGAUCCAAUCAAUUCGAUGUUGGGAAUCUACAUGGAUACACUGAAUAUAUUUAUGCGCGUUGCAUCUAUGCUAGCAACUGGAGGUAACAGAAAGAAAUGAAGUGACAGCUUCUGACUCCUCCAGCACAUCAGAUGUCUUACUGUUG